Ictalurus punctatus (channel catfish) is the source of this 6770-nucleotide messenger RNA. RefSeq names its product chromobox homolog 7b (gene cbx7b). The record is from RefSeq and is a predicted model, not a curated record. Bases 279 to 1013 code for a protein of 244 amino acids. Gene Ontology annotation, cellular component: PRC1 complex. The transcript has 6 exons. Lineage: Eukaryota; Metazoa; Chordata; Actinopteri; Siluriformes; Ictaluridae. Gene Ontology annotation, biological process: negative regulation of transcription by RNA polymerase II.
UGCGCGUGGGGGCGCGCUGAGCCAUGCAGAUGUGUCGCAGAUUUUAAAAGUCACUGUUCGCACAGAAAGAUCUAGUACGAGGAAAUGGGACGUUGAAAAGCUUUCAAACUGAAGCCAAAUCAAAAAACUGCGAAGAAAACAGUAGGAGAGAAGGAGUGGGACACCACUGAUUCGUCUCGUUUGCACUCAUUUUGACGAGCUAAAGCGCACUUCUAAAUAGCUACAUUACACAGCUCUGGUGUUAUUUAUUCAAAUAAAUUACAAUCGCAAAUAAUCCCAUGGAACUGUCAGCUAUCGGAGAACAAGUGUUUGCUGUGGAAUCGAUCAUAAAGAAAAGAGUGAGGAAGGGGAAUGUGGAAUAUUUACUGAAGUGGAAGGGGUGGCCCCCAAAGUAUAGCACUUGGGAACCUGAGGAGCAUAUCCUGGAUCCCCGGCUUGUUCUAGCAUAUGAGGAGAAAGAGCACAAGGACAGAGCAGUGGGCUGGCGUAAGAGAGGACCUAAGCCUAAAAGACUUCUUGUGCAGGGCAUUUACUCAAUGGAUCUCCGCAGUGCACACAAAGCUGCAGAGAAGUCUCCAGGACAUCUGCACCUGUCCCUUACACACCCCCUCAAUCCACAGGCUGGACAUACAGCGCAGAAAUUCUGCUCCAAAGAAAGUGAUGUAUAUCGUCAACUAGUUCAUCACAAGAGAAAGAAGAGAAACCUCAAAGGUUAUUCAGUUGAGGACUGGGAGGAGUUGGAGAAGGAUGACAACUAUGAAGAGGAGGUUAUAAGACAGGAAGAGACAGAGACUGGCAGGGCCACUCUAAACAGUAAUGUGGAGACAGAGCGUUGGAGUCCAAUAACUGGAUCAGAGGAAAUGACAGUGUCUCCAGUGUGUGAGGAAUGGAGGCCGGUUAUGGGUUUGGAGGAGGUAACUGUGACAGAUGUCACCAUCAAUUCACUGACAGUUACUUUUAGAGAGGCUUUGGUUGCAAAAGGCUUCUUUAGAAGCUGGGAACUGGAGCUGUAAUACUGUACAGGAAUAUGAUAAAGUAUGAAGAUGUCACGUGACACAGAAGGAGGGAGAAGUGAAAUGUGAGACUUUCAUCAAAAGCACUACAUGCAUUGACAUUUUACAUAAUUCUUUCUACUGAGAGACUUUUUUGUUUGUUUGUUUGUUUGUUUGUUUGUUUUAUAUUUUAAGGUACAUUUAUGAGUAGUAGAGCAAACAUCCUCAGCAUGGGAGGUCUUCUCUUCCUGCUAUAUAUAUAUGCUCUGUUGUUGUCAAUGCAGCAGAAGCAAUUUCAAAAUACAGUUUUAUAUUUGAAGCCUGUGAUCUAAUAGAAAAGAGACUGAAACUAUACUCACAUAGUACUGCAACUUGAGGGUGUGUUUAUUUGAGUACAUUUAAAAGUACUCUUUAGCUGUACAUAGCCUAAUUUUUAACUUGCAGUCAGUAAAUAAAAUUGCCUAUGAGACAUCGUCAAAGAAGAGGCACUUGUGUGCACACUUUUAUUAAAAGUAAAAAUAAAGUAAAAUACAAAUUUUGGUUGUGAAUUGUCAAGAUGAUCAUUUUUAGGGAACUGGAAAAUUAUUUUUAAUAUGAAAUGAUUAGUAUUAACAGGACUGAUAUCACAGCAACAGGACAUAACUGUUGAGGAAUCGGGGACCUCUCAGACAGAAAUAUGUCAAUGCAAACAAGUCAUGGAAGAAUAUAAGAAUAUAACAACACAGUUGUGCUGUGCACCCCCUUCUCUUAAACAUUGCGCAUGACAAACCAAGCAUAUUUAUUUAGUAUUUAAGUAUUCAAAACUUGAAAUACCUUUGGAUGAUGCAGUUAUCUGUUGUCCCUAUCAUAAUCUCCUCAGUAUUACAAAAGUCUUACUAUAAUACAUACAUAUUCUAACAGUUUAUUUUCACUCAGCGUUGUUUUACCACCAAAAAUAAGAGCAGAAACAAAAGAUAGGUGAGAAGUGGCAGCACAGCAUGCUCGUUGCCAGAAUUGAAAGUGAGAAAAUAUAAAACAUUAUGGUCAGUGGAUUUCCGUAAUUGCUGUAGCUGGGCAUGCAACCACUUAUAUCUGACACCACCAUGCUGUACUGCCACCAGGUACCUGUACCACCACACCACACAGCCCACUACAUCACCUGUCUACUACGAAGGCCUCAAAAGCCCAAACCCCUUGCAGCAGAGCCUCAGAGCUGCAUAGAGUCAGCACAAAAUUACAGACCAGUGGAGCAUAUAUAGCUGACAAUACAAAUCAAAAUACACAUGCCAAAACUAACCAGGUACAAUAUGUUUAAGUUGGUUAAUAAUUAGCAAACAAUUAGAACAACUUAAUUGUUCAGAGAGGAUUAAAUUCACUAUAAUUCCCUUAAUAUUUGAGGCUGUUGCCACCUCAGAAAGCCAGCAACCUUGAUUUUUUUUUAUCAAGCCCUACUGCUGCUCCUUUUUUUAUUUCCCGCAUUCGAGUUUUUUUGUUUGAUUGUUGUUUUUUUGCUUUUUUUCUUUACCACUAAUGUUAACCUCAUGACCCUCGUAAUGCCUCUAAUUAAUCUCUGACUUCACAGCAUUGUAAUUAACAGUAGCUUCCUUCACACAUAAGGUUUUGGUGGGAUAAUCUAUGGCCUUCGAGUCCAAAACUCAUGCCAAAUCUGACCAACCUUGUUUGUUUGGUAAAAAAGAGAUGUACUGCAGAUUUGAACAUGAAGUUCAUGCCCAAUAAAUUAUUACUUAAAUAAAGUAGUGAAGUAGCUCAUGAAACAAUUUGAUCCAAUGUUAUUCAAGAAAAACUAGUCAAUUAAAAAAAAUUAAAAAAUCAGAUUUGGCAUUUCCUAAUACAUGAGUACAGGACUGUUGUACAUGUAACACUGGCAGUUAUGGAAUAAAUGGUCAUUUAUGAAACGUUAGGUCAUAUAACUUUUCCACAGAUUUAUUCUAUUUCAGAGUUUACUCUGUGAAAUUUGAUCUAGAUGUCCAUAAGUGUUUGUUCAUGUUUUUCCUGUUGACCUGUUAACUUUCUUUCUUUCUUUCUUUCUUUUUUAUCCAAUCUUUUCAGGUUCAACCAUGUAGUGAAUAGGGAAACUGGCCAGAUUUAAAACAGCACCCAUAUGUUCCAUAUUGUGACUAGUUAUAGCCUAAUACUCUGAUCAGUAUAAUUUCACUGAUCAGUAUAAUGGUGUCCUUCCACUUUCAUCAUAACCAUCACACUAUUUAGGUAGUAAAAAUUGCAGCAUAGCAAACAGAAUUCCUAACUGCCAUGUUUCACUCUAAAUGUGUACAUCGCCCAGCUUUAUUUUGAUAGAAAAUGUAAUCAGAUGUUGUGUAGUGUGAGCACUGUUACGAUCCAAUAUAUGUGUAAAUGCCUGUUGCCUAUUUUGAGUAGGAAGCAGUUUGCUUAAAGUUGACCUGUGACAUGUUUUACCAGCAGUGUAGGAUAGUUGCUCAGUAUUCAUACUGUAGUGCUGCAGGCUGUGUGAGUGAUUGGCUUCACUGUGUCCGACAGUAUGUGAGCUGUCACUGAAAGACCCCAUUUCCACCUGGCCAUUUGAUGUGUAGUGUAUAAGGAUUGUAUCCUUGCUCACACAGCUUUUUUACUUCGUAGCAAAUAAACAAAUCAUAGAUAUGACACAAAACAAUUUUUGUUUAAUAGAUGAACAUUCUGGCUAUGUGAAAUAUACCUCAAACAAAUGAAAUUAAAUUGUUUUAUUAAUGGCAAAUAUUUUUCCCAGAUCAAAUUGAGGAAAAAAUUAUGGAAUCAACAACAACAAAAAAUCACAAUUAGUACUUUGUUGCUCCUCCUCUGGCUUUUAUAACGGCCUGAAUUCUUUGAGGCACAGACUUCACUAAUGAGAAACAAUAUUCUCAAUCAAGCUGGUUCCAACCUUCUUGAGUAGCAGGUGACAGAUCAGCUUUGCAGGAUGGAGGCUGGUCAUGGACCAAUUGUAAAAUUUUAUUUCCACCAAAAACGUUCAAUCGGAGUGAGAUCCGGACUGUUUGAUGGCCAUGUCUUUGAGUUAAUUUGCCUUUCCUGAAGAAAAGCUUGAACACACACUGUUCUGUGGCAAGAUGCGACAUUAUCAUCCUGAAAAAUGACUAUCACAAAAAAAUAUUUUCUAUAUUAUGUAAAAAAUGUUUAUCAGACUACACUUUCAAAAAGUGCAUAAUGCCUAUGCACAUGAAGUGACCGAGUGUAAAUGGGGUCAAGAGUAUACACUGUAUUGUCCAUGUUUCCUCAAGCAGAAUCACUUCUCUGUCCAGUUGUUCCAUGUUUCCUUUUAAGUUUUAAAGUUAAGUUUCGCACAUAGAAUUUCACACACCAUUAGAGCUGUGUGCGUUCUGGUUGUCAACAUUUUCUCCAGCCUGCGAUGUCAUGCCAUUUCUGUCGUUGUGAACAUACAUCGUCAUACAGUAUGAGAUGUAAUAUGCUCACUCAUGGUACAGCCUGGUUUAAGCAAUGCAGCAUUUAACUCAAUAGAAUCAAUAGCUUACAAAUUUCCAUAAACCAUCAGUACACAAAAGUGUUGUUUUUCCAUGCAAGUAAAAAAAAACAUUGCAAUUAACUGAUUCUACUGAAUAUGUAUCAAAAAUAAAUAAGUUCAUUUUCCCCUUUUAAUAUUUUAUUACUUUAUAAGUAAUUAGAGAUCAAGACAAUAUGGUAGCCUUCCCCCUCCACCCUUUGCAGAAGACAUCUGCAUACCUGCCUGAUAUAAUUUUACUACCUCUAAAUUUACUUAAAUGUCAUUUCUAUCGCAGCACUUUGUAGCAUCAGUUGUUCCACUUUUAGCCAGUCAUUGCAAGACUUGUCUGCUUGUGUGUACUUUUUGAUAUUCUCUUGCUAUUCACCAUGUGAUGUAUAUUUAUACCAAAAGGUAAGUGCAUCAACCUACACUGUAUUUUUCUAUGAUUACAUAUUAAAUGUUUAAUUGAGCAUAGUGUUAAGAAAAUGUUUUGUACUUUUCUUAUAAUUAGUGGUAACAAGGUACUCUAAUCGCAUAAAUAUUAAACAUACAACCAAGAUAUCUGUAAUCACUGAAAAUCUGCACUUUACACAACAGAUACCCUGGUGUUGUGAUGCCAGUAUACAUGUAUACUGUAUACAUAACAUAUGUAUAAACAAAAGUGCUUUUAUAUUGUAAUAAAGCAAAGUGUGAGAAACCAAUGAUUCUUCCCCCAUUGGAUCUUCAAGCAUCAUAAUGUUCAUGGCUUUGAUAUUUUAUCGAUUCGAGAAACAGCAUAGUGAAAGUGCCACGAGAGUACUUCGACAGUCUGUGGAAGUCAAAAUUCUAGACAAAGCAAAACCACCAAAUGAGUUUUCCAUUAGUACAAACAUACUUUAAUGUACAAUUAAAUAAUUGAAAAAAAUCUGACCACAAAAAUAACUUAAAAAAAAUUACUGAAACCAGAGCAUCAAAUAUUUUUGCUCCUCCCAGCAAGCACCAAAAAGUGUUAGCAAGAGAAAAGUGGUCAAAACCUUAACAAAUCACAUGGUAUUUGUCCAGUCCACAUCUCCCCCCAAAAAAAACAAAACAAAACAAAACAAAACAACCCCCCCCCCCCCACACACACAAAAAAAAAAAAAAAAAAAAAACCCAGAACAAAAUUUCUCAGUUACUAUGGUUUGUACAGUGGAUCAUUAUGUAUAUAUUUAUAUAGACAUGUAUAUAUAAGACAUUUAAUCAAAACAUUUCUCAGCAGUCCCCAAGAGGGAUGUAUAAGGUAUGACAGUGUCAUUUCGCAUUACAUCUCUUAAAAAUUGUAAUUUAUCAGCUCCUUUUACUUCAAGUUUUUUUUUUUUCAAAAAUUAAAUAAAAUAUCUAUCUAUGUGUGUAUAUAAUUUUAUAUAUGACAAGUAUUUUUCUUAUUUUAUAAAAUAAGUCUCACGCCAUAUUGCCACUGUUCAGGUCAUGUCAUGCUAACUUUACCAGUUAAACAUGUGAAGGAGUGGGGAAAUUAAAACAGAAAAUUAGAACAGAAUUGCUUUUCAUAUUAUUUCAUUUUCACCUGUCUUUUUCUAUCUGAAAUGGACAGCAGAUGCCCUCCACAGUGUUUGUGUGCAACAUAAAGACAGAGAGAACCAGCAGUGCCUUGUUACUACACACCAAUCAUUUUCUUUUUAUAAAAAAAAACAAACAAACAAAAAAACAAACAAACAAAAAACCCACAACUCAAUUUUAGUAUACAUAUAAACCUGCUUGUGUUGGUCUGAAACAUCCCACCCAUGAAAACUCCCUUGAGUUUAAAUCAGAAGGAAACAAAUAGAAAAUUCUAUGACUUGACUGUCCAGUUCAAUUUAUUUCAAUUUUAUUUAAUAAAAAAAAAUUAUAAUGAUAAAAAAAAAGGAUUUAAGUCCAGAAUAUCUUUACACAGUAGGAAAAAGAUGAUUGAAAUCCCAAAGUUCUGAGCAUCAAAAGAAGUCAGGAAAACAGUUCCUUCCUGGACAGAGAGGAGAGAGGACAGAGUCCAUGAGAUGGCAAAAAAAACAAAAACAUUAAGAUUGCUUCCUUGAGAACUCAAAAAUUCCCUCAUCAGCGUUUAAACUUCAUGGUAGAAAUUACUGCACUGUGUCCAAUGAUUAUAUUAUAUGUAGUGUCAGCAGUUCUAGUACCAUUCCAAUUAUAAAAAGACAGAAUGAAAGAUUGAAGUACACAUUCAAAGGACAGGGACUACAGUAGUGAGAAAAUCGUGACAUGCAUAGGACAGUAUGCAAGCAAGCAUCCCAUGCAAUCUGCCAUCAGAGGGGGGGAGAAAAGGAAAUGAAGAAAAAAAAGAAGAAAAAAAAAAGGGG